Molecule: messenger RNA, 2142 nt
Organism: Spirodela intermedia
Lineage: Eukaryota; Viridiplantae; Streptophyta; Magnoliopsida; Alismatales; Araceae
Source: the annotation of a GenBank genome assembly
AUGGGAGUUUGCCAUUCUUCAGCGUCCCUGGGGAAGGGAGAAGGGGAGGAGAACGUACGCUAUGUGGUAGACGAGGAUGGAUGGAUGUCGCCGAACGCGGUGAGGAGAAUGGCCUCUCUGUACUCUCGUCGAGGGAAGAAAGGUCCGAACCAGGAUUCUGCCAUCUUCUGCCAGGUAGGUCAUGUCGGUGGAACCGGAUCCUUACCCUGCGAACACCUCUGGAUAACUUUGACUGCUGCUUCCGUGAUCGAUCUUUCAAUCUUGCUGUCGGCCAGAACUCGAUUGUUCUCACCCAUCCAGCAAUGGUCGCCUCUCAAUCUUGUUUGAUUUGCCUGUGCUGCAUAUGGAUCUGUGUUUAUCCUCUUCGUCUCCGUACUGAUUCUUGUAUUAGAUGGCUCUGAGGAAGAUCGGGAGACGACCUGUAAACUCGCGGGAAUUCCUGAGCCCACUACGCAUCCAAGUCUAGGUUAGAUCCUGUAGUGUUCGCCAUUAAAGAAUUUUAGAAGAAGUCGACAAGGGAACAUGGAAGGUUGCAGAUGGUCCUCUGCGAAAUGGAAGUCAAGGAUGUAAUUCUCCGAUCGAUCUGGAUUAUUUCAGAACAUUUAUGGCCGACGUCGAACGGGACUUGGGAGAUUAGAGAGGGGAGCGUUAGCCUGAUCAGGUUCUGUUGACUGUUCCAUGCGAGAGAAGGGAUUCCCGCCAUCAUCUGUGGGAGAUUAACCGUUGACACGCUUCUCUCGAGGAAACUUCCCGUGUGAAAAUGGAGGACCUCGGGUAGAGUUCUGGCUGGAAGCAGGCUCUUAGGUGUUCUUCCUUUAUCCGGGAUUAACAGUAGCCGGAAAAAGUUUCCUAUCGUAUUCCUCCCAGUCAUUCAUUUCAGUGGGCAUCUAGCAUCUAUCUAUCUGGUCUCUUCCGUUUGAGUUCUCAUUCGUUUUUGAAAAAAAAAGUUGAAGCAAGGACGACGUUGAUUGAGCUAUGGACCUUUUUGCAGGGCUACGGGCUGGAAGACGGGGUGUUCUGCGGCGUGUUCGACGGCCAUGGCAGGAACGGCCACCGAGUGAGCAAGGUGGUCCGGGAUCGCCUUCCCUCCCUCCUGCUGAACCACAGGAAUGCCCUCCUCCUCUCCGACGAGGACUACGACAGCGAUGCCGAGAGCUCAGAGGACUUCGACGACAGCUCCAUAUCGUCGCCGGAGAUGUUCGACGAGUGGAAGGAGGCCUGCAUCAGCGCCUUCAAGGCCAUGGACAGGGAGCUCGGCAUGGACGCCGACCUGGAGUGCCGUUACAGCGGCACUACCGCCGUCACCAUAAUCAAGCAAGUUAGUGGGUUUCUUCCUCCUCUUAAACCCCACUUCAGGACCCGAAUUCUUCGAUUCCUCCAUUAACACCGGGUUUAUGAACUCAACAGGGCAAGGACCUGAUAAUCGCCAAUCUCGGGGAUUCGAGGGCAGUCCUGGGCACCCUCUCCGAGGAAGGUGACCUCUUGGUCGUCCCUCUCACCACCGAUUUGAAGCCCAGUCUCCCUCGUAAGCCCCUCUAAAUCUCCUCCGGUUAAGAGAUCGAAUCAUCCGCAGAACGGUGGAUCUAACGGUCGCUGAAUCGUUCCAGACGAGGCCGAGAGGAUCAAGAGGAACAACGGCAGGAUCUUCGCACUCAGGGACGAGCCCGACAUAGCGCGGGUGUGGCUCCCCGACGACGACUACCCGGGGCUCGCCAUGGCUCGAGCCUUCGGGGACUUCCAGCUGAAGAAGUACGGGGUCAUCUCCGUCCCGCAGGUCUCCUACCGCCGGCUCACCGCACGAGACCAGUUCAUCGUUCUCGCUACCGACGGGGUAGGUGCCUGGAGAGACCCACCAACUCGUACCGCGGUGACUCGCCCCAAAUGUGCCUCCAGCCACUAACACACCCCCCCAUGAUGUGACAGGUGUGGGACGUCCUGACGAACGAGGAGGUAGUGGCCAUAGUGCGGUCGGCGAAGACCAGGGAUGAGGCAUCCAAAGCGGUGGCGGAGGCUGCGGCGCGGGCUUGGAGGCAGAAGUUUCCCUCCUCCAGAGUAGACGACUGCUCCGCCGUCUGCCUGUUCCUGCAGGAUCGGGAUCAGGACUACAGUAUGGGGUCGUCGGACGGCAGAUGGGGAGCGUAG